AUGGACGAAAAUGAAAAAAGUCAAUCGAUGAAAUGCAAGGGAGAUAUACAAUAUGAAAAGGAAAAAGAAAAUUUCGAAAUAGUAAAAAGUUUAAAUCCCUCCAUUAAAGAGUUCCAAAAUAAUUUCAGAUUAUUAAGUGAAAAUUACUCAUUAAGGGAUUUAGAAAAAGAAUUGAACCCUGUUGAAUAUGCUGAUUAUAAUUCAUUUCUUGCUUAUUCUAUUUGUUCACUUUUUUAUGCAUAUUUAAAAAUAUCCGGAGAUCUUAUAAAUAAUCACCCUAUUAAAAAUGAAUUAAAAAGAGUACAAGCAUUAAUGAAGGAAAUAAAAGAAAAGAAUCAUGAAAUUAGUGAAGAAAGAUCUCUUACAAUUAAUAAAGAAGCUUCGAAGAGAAUUAUUGAUUCAUGCGUUUCGUAUAAUAAAAAUUUGAAAAAAAGAAAAUAUUAA
This is a messenger RNA of Plasmodium gallinaceum, 444 nucleotides long. RefSeq names its product conserved Plasmodium protein, unknown function. Gene Ontology annotation, cellular component: exosome (RNase complex); nucleolus. Gene Ontology annotation, molecular function: DNA binding; RNA binding. Bases 1 to 444 code for a protein of 147 amino acids. Gene Ontology annotation, biological process: maturation of 5.8S rRNA; regulation of gene expression. The transcript has a single exon. The record is from RefSeq and is a predicted model, not a curated record. Lineage: Eukaryota; Apicomplexa; Aconoidasida; Haemosporida; Plasmodiidae.